This is a messenger RNA of Puccinia triticina, 981 nucleotides long. RefSeq lists its product as uncharacterized. The transcript is spliced from 2 exons. The record is from RefSeq and is a predicted model, not a curated record. Bases 1 to 981 code for a protein of 326 amino acids. NCBI's taxonomy places the organism in Eukaryota, Fungi, Basidiomycota, Pucciniomycetes, Pucciniales, Pucciniaceae.
AUGGACCGAAGCGACGAGAUGUCGAUGAGCACGGCGACGGAUCUCCUCGCGCUGCGGCUCUCCUCGGUCCCGUUCCACGACAUCGACCAGCCGUUGGCGUACCGGCAGCAGCAGCAGCGGCAACAGAUGGCAGAUGCGGGGGCGAUGGCGGACGACGAGACGGGCGAGGAGGGGGCGCAGAGGCUGACGACGAUGACCGCCGAGCGCUGGGUCCCUCCGGCCGCCUCGCUCUCCUUCCUCGGUCUUAUCGCCCCGCUCACGCCCGCCCUCGGCCUCUUCUCUACCCGUGUAUCUCUCCUCCAUGUCCCUGCCUCGACGGGAAAUGCCUCCUUCGACUUCACGCUUAUCGUCCUCCCCGAUACUCUCAUCGUCGGAAACCUCGCCAACCAGCUUACCGAUACAAGCACCUCUGCACAGGAACAGCCUCCUCCCUCGAAGUGGUUAAUCUCAGGAGAGAUAUGUUUGAUGGGGGACGAGCUGGCGAUAGUAGCGCAGAGCCUAUACCAGCAAGAAACCGGGGGGAUGUCGCAAGGGCCCCAGAGCAGCAGCAGCAGCAGUACUAGUACGAAUCAAGUAUCGUUUACGGGGCACAUGAACGCGAUAGUAGCCGGGGACCACGUGAAAAGCAUAUGGAGCCGGACAUCACGGACGCGUGCGACGUUAGGGGAGGCCUUAGAGGUUGCCCGGGAUCCGGACGCAUGGGAGAACGUGGAGGACGACGCCAAGCUGCAGCAAGUCUCGCUGGCCGACCUCGAAUGGCUCGACGUCUCCGUCCGCAUAGGCGUCAAAUCCCCCCGCCAUCCGGCCCUCUGGAUCCGCCCGCUCAUCGAACUCGUCCAGUUCAAAUGCAGACCCUCCAAAACUUCCGAAGACCAUUCCAGAAUCAUCCAGGUCGCCGCCUCCGUGCCCCUCGUGGGUCAACUCAUCGGGAUCCACCGAGAUCAGGACAAUCGCACCUUCUCUUUCUUCAUUCAACUCUAG